CGUCGUCGUCGCCGUCGCUGCCGCCACCGUCACCCUCACCACCGCCGUUGCUGCAAAGGACGAUGCGCAAGAAGUCGUAAGGAGCAGCGGAGGGAUAUGAUGCACCCCGUGUCCCGGAGGGGGCGUCCGCUGCUGGCCGGGUGGUGCUAGGGCCUGGCGCGGGCAGCUCCCCUAGUGAGAGUCCGAACAUUUUCGAAUCGAAGCGGCGCGACGUCGAACUCGACACGCUGGUGGAGCGGAGCGUCGGCCGGGAGCAGCCGACGCGUGGAUAAUCACGGAUCGCGACGCCAGUAGCGCGGGUAUACGCGGGUGCGUGCGUGCCUUACAAAAUGGCGGACCUCGAGGCGGUGCUUGCGGACGUGAGCUACCUCAUGGCCAUGGAGAAGAGCAAGAGUACGCCGGCGGCGAGGGCGAGCAAGAAGAUCGUCCUGCCAGAUCCAAGUGUUCGAAGCGUUAUGCACAAGUACCUUGAGAAGAACAACGAGGUGAACUUCGACAAAAUAUUUAAUCAAAUGCUGGGUUACCUUCUAUUCAAAGACUUCUGUGAGAACACGUCGGAAGACCCAAUCUCGCAACUUAGAUUUUACGAGCAGAUAAAAACGUAUGAGAAGCUCGAAUGUCCGGAGGAGAGAAGGAAGCUUUCUCGAGAGAUCUACGACAAUUACAUAAUGAAGGAACUGCUGGCUCACACGCAUGAAUAUUCAACUGACGCUGUGUCUCACGUGCAAGAGUAUCUGAUAAAAAAUGAGGUUCCUGUUAACCUAUUUGAGCCAUAUAUUGAGGAAAUUUUUAAUCAUUUACGAGGAGAACCAUUCACAAGGUUCCUUGAGAGUGAGAAAUACACUCGUUUUUGUCAAUGGAAGAAUCUCGAGCUCAAUAUCCAACUAACAAUGAACGACUUUAGUGUGCAUCGAAUAAUUGGUAGAGGUGGCUUUGGUGAGGUCUACGGCUGCCGGAAGGCAGACACCGGCAAGAUGUACGCGAUGAAGUGCCUCGAUAAGAAACGUAUUAAGAUGAAGCAGGGCGAAACUUUGGCUCUCAAUGAGAGGAUAAUACUCUCCUUAGUCAGUACAGGGGUCGACUGUCCGUUCAUAGUUAACAUGACGUAUGCGUUUCAUACGCCUGAUAAACUCUGCUUCAUUCUUGAUCUAAUGAAUGGCGGCGACCUCCAUUACCAUCUGAGUCAACAUGGAGUAUUCAAUGAGCCCGAAACGAAGUUUUACGCAGCGGAGAUAAUUCUAGGGCUCGAGCAUAUGCACCAACGUUACAUCGUCUAUAGGGACCUGAAACCCGCCAAUAUUCUAUUAGAUGAACAUGGACACGUCAGGAUAUCGGACCUCGGACUUGCCUGCGACUUCUCCAUGAAGAAACCCCAUGCCAGCGUCGGUACGCACGGCUAUAUGGCACCGGAAGUCGUGUCCAAGGGUACAAUGUACGAUUCGAGUGCUGAUUGGUUUUCGCUUGGCUGUAUGAUUUUCAAGCUCCUCGUGGGUCAUAGUCCAUUUCGACAAUUAAAAACGAGGGACAAAAAUGAGAUCGACCAUAUGACACUUACAACGAAUGUAGAGAUGCCGAAGACGUUCUCGUGGGAGUUGAGUUCGUUGCUGGAGGGUUUAUUUCAGCGCGAUGUUAACAAUAGGCUCGGGUGUCGGGGGGGCGGCGCCGACGAACUUAAAGAGCACGUCUUCUUCAGCGGCAUCGACUGGCAGCAGGUUUACCUACAGAAAUAUACACCACCCCUGAUUCCACCUCGAGGCGAGGUCAAUGCCGCCGAUGCCUUUGAUAUCGGCUCUUUUGAUGAAGAAGACACCAAAGGCAUUAAGCUCACUGACGCCGAUCAGGAUCUCUAUAAAAACUUCUCUUUGGUCGUAUCUGAGAGAUGGCAAGCUGAAGUAUCCGAAACCGUGUUCGAAACCGUCAAUAAUGAGGCUGACAAGUUGGAGAAUAAACGGAAAGCAAAAAAAGUGAGAUUCGAAGCAGAUGAAAAAGGCUCCGACUGCAUAUUACAUGGAUAUAUUAAGAAGCUUGGAGGACCGUUCGCAAGUGCAUGGCAAACCCGAUAUGCUAAACUUUAUCCAAAUCGUUUAGAACUUCAUCCUGAAUCAGCCACCAAAACUGAACUAGUUUUCUUAGAUCAGGUAGAGGAAGUUAGUAGCGACUUACAACAUGUUAAAGGCGAGCAAUGCAUCAUCGUUCGAACGAAAGAUGCCAAGAUUGUAUUGACCAAUCCUGAUGAGAUAAGUUUGAAGGAGUGGGCAAUCUCGCUACUUUCAGCGCACAAGGCCUCCGUAGAGAUGUUAGGUAAUAUGGCGCGCAAAGCGGGCAAAAUUUACGGUACAGACGUGGACAGUGUGAUACCGGCGAUACAGCGCUCGACAAACGGCAAUUAGCAGCCAUCGAGGAAUUCUCAUGAUUUCCACACCCUGGGUGUUCCCGUAGCAGCGGUCACGCGAUGUGAUGUUUUUUAUAUUAUCAGCGAGGGAUGAGCAUACACCGAGACGCGUCAACAGUGAUUUCGAGGAGGUGCUAGGUCAACGAGUGCAUUAGUUAAUGUGACGAGCAC
This is a messenger RNA of Ceratosolen solmsi marchali, 2563 nucleotides long. RefSeq names its product G protein-coupled receptor kinase 1 (gene Gprk1). Gene Ontology annotation, molecular function: G protein-coupled receptor binding; G protein-coupled receptor kinase activity; ATP binding. The record is from RefSeq and is a predicted model, not a curated record. Lineage: Eukaryota; Metazoa; Arthropoda; Insecta; Hymenoptera; Agaonidae. Gene Ontology annotation, biological process: regulation of signal transduction; G protein-coupled receptor signaling pathway; protein phosphorylation. The transcript is spliced from 15 exons. Bases 330 to 2390 code for a protein of 686 amino acids.